Hevea brasiliensis (rubber tree) is the source of this 1014-nucleotide messenger RNA. RefSeq lists its product as uncharacterized. Bases 1 to 1014 code for a protein of 337 amino acids. Gene Ontology annotation, molecular function: nucleic acid binding. The record is from RefSeq and is a predicted model, not a curated record. The transcript has 2 exons. Lineage: Eukaryota; Viridiplantae; Streptophyta; Magnoliopsida; Malpighiales; Euphorbiaceae. Gene Ontology annotation, biological process: DNA integration.
AUGGCUUCACAAUCAAUCAAACAAGCAGACAAACUCACCUGGAUUAUUGACAGUGGGUGUACAAGUCACAUGGCAAAAAAUAAAAGCUUGUUCACUCAUUUAGAUAACUCUUUUAGAACUAAGGUGAAGCUUGGAAAUGGUGAGUUGGUUCAAGCUAAGGGAAAAGGAACAGUUGUUGUGCAAUCCAAGCAAGGUAUUAAAUGCAUUCCUGAUGUUCUUUACAUCCCUUUCUUAGAUCAAAACCUCUUAAGUGUUGCUCAAAUGAUUAAAAAGGAUUAUUCCUUAUAUUUCAAAUAUUUAUGCUGUCAUAUUUAUGAUGUUAAUGGCUGUGAAUUGGUCAAGGUUAACAUGAUUGAUAAUAGUUUUCCCUUAGUGUCUACUGGUGUAUCUCAACAUGUGAAUAGUGCUAAAAUUGAUGAUUCUUGGAUGUGGCAUAGAAAGUUUGGGCAUUAUAAUAUGAAUUCCUUAAGGUCUAUGCAAAAUCAAGACAUGGUUAGGGAUAUGCCUGAAAUCUCUAUCUGUAAUGAACAAAGUGGAUGUGUCAUUAAAGCUUUGAGGUCUGACAACGGAAAAGAGUACACUUCGAAUGAAUUUGAUAAAUUAUGUGAGGAAGCUGGAAUUAAGAAUCAACUUUCAGUGCCUUACUCACCACAACAGAAUGGAGUUUCUGAGAGGAAGAACAAAACUAUUGUUGAAAUGGCUAAAUGCAUGUUGAAGAUGAAGGGACUUCCUAAAGAGUUUUGGGCUGAAGCUGAAUAUACAGCUAUGUAUUUACUGAACAGGUUGCCCAGUAGAUCAGUUGAAGGUAAGACACCCAUAGAAGCUUGGCUUAAGACUAAACCUUCUACAAAACAUUUGAGGCUUUUUGGUUUUAUCUGUUACAUUCAUAUUCCUGAUGCCAAGAGAGUUAAAUUGGAUGAUAAAGCAGAGUUGGGAAUCUUCUUGGGUUAUGCAGCAACAUCCAAGGGAUAUAGAAUUUAUAAUAUAAAAACAAAGAAAGUUGUGAUAUGCUGA